Molecule: messenger RNA, 2136 nt
Organism: Verruconis gallopava
Lineage: Eukaryota; Fungi; Ascomycota; Dothideomycetes; Venturiales; Sympoventuriaceae
Exons: 1
Coding region: 1-2136 (711 amino acids)
Source: RefSeq, a predicted model, not a curated record
AUGGUUCCGGUCUACACCAUCACCACUGUCAGCUCUCUCUCUGAGGCCGCCAGAGAAGGGAAAAAAAUCGUGGAAAGAUACGAACACGGCAAAGCUUAUUAUCCUACCCCUAUCCAGAAUCUUCUGGAGACCUUAUGUCAUUACUGCACCGUUCUUCAGGAUGUCGCUGUUGUUCUUGACGAGUAUCGUGAGGUUUUGCCACAGAGGAACUCUUUCGCGAGCAAAGUCGAGACGUGCAAGACAUUCCUUGAAGACUUUCUCGGCAAUGGAUCAAAGAAAGGGAGCGUCGAGCAUGUUGAGUCGCCUGGCAUCGCCAUGAAAACCAAGGAUCUGGUAUUGAAGGUUUGGCGACGCAGAAAUACAGACUCGAGCCCGUCAUCCCCGCUAAAUCAUGAGAACCCAGACAAUAUUAAAAGGUGCAAGGCGCUCGAAUAUGAGCUACAGCUUGACAUGAACAAACUCCUGACCUACAUUGUCCUGAAAGCGCUUCGUCGUUCAGUGAUCCUGGACAACGAAAACAGCGGUGAUACUCUCACAAAGUAUGAAAGAGAUUGUAUCCAAAAAGGUCUGUUGCAGCCCAGCAAAUUUGGGCCUGCGGCGGCAGGUCGAAGCCCGGCUCAUCUCGGCGUGAGCGAAGAUGAGCCGUUCGAGGUCAUAUAUCGAAAGCUGCUGCGCCUUCGAUCGAUGUAUGAGCGGGCUCGUAAUAGAGCGAUUCAUGUUCCAGGUGCAACGGAAAAUCUGGAACCGCUUCGAAGCAUGGUAGAGGCAAUCUGGCAAGUCAUGAAUAGACGGGUUGGUCAAACAGCUCGCCAAUUUCGGAUUCCAACACGCAUGAUCUUCGAGGGCUCGUCCACAACUUUUAUGCAGAUAAUGCUCGAGCUCACAAACGAGAGUCAACAUUUGACAACGAAUACGUCGGAGUUUCGUCAAAGGCGGGACAGCGUUUUGUAUCCAACGCUAUCACCAACCACAUCCCAGCAUGGUUCUUACUACAAUCUCUCCCCUAGAGCUGUCAGGCAAGGCUCCACGUCAUCGAUCUCUGUUUCACCGAGCAUGUCCACUCCGUUCACCUCUCCUUUUAGUUCCGUGGGACUUGGCGGUAGCGCAACCAGCUUUACUCCGUUGCCUAUGUCGAGCUUGCCGUCCCAAACCGCAAGAAUGACGUUAAAUGCGGGUGUGAGACAGGAAGUGGAUAUCUAUCUUCAAUCAUGGCGAUGCAUUAAGCUGGUUGAUAAUUCGCGUUUAGUACAUUGGGACAGCAUUUAUAAUUCACAAAAGGUUGUGCAUACCGUCCCGCGCGAAUCAAUUCCAGGGAUCCAACAUUCCAUACAUGCCAGAAGGGAAUUCGAAGUCUUCUUCAGCGGCAAUCCACAUCACGUCGUGCACUAUGAAAAUGACCGACCAGAUUUCGAAGACGAUUUCUUACCCUCGUACAGAUUUUUAACGGAGGAUUUCGGUAUUCAGUUCAUGUCCGAUCUGCGAGACAAAACAUUGCUGGUAUACUUCGAAACCGAUGUCAUAUGGUCGGAUAGGCACCCACACAAAGAAAAGGGUCACGAUCGCGGUAUGGCGCGUAAUGUGUGCAUUUUGCUCUGGCAAGACAAAGAAUGGCCAUAUCGCCACAGCAUAUCCUUUCCCGCAAACUCCAUUUCCGUCCACCAAGUCGAAUAUCCGGUGCUGCGGUUCCAUGAGGCCAGGAUGCAGAGCGAGAACGUAAGACUCGACGCAAGGGACGAGAAUUACUUGCCCGCGGACCCCACGGAAGAGGAGCUUGAGGCUGCGCAAAUGGUACCUCCGGUCAAAGUUCCGCUCUGGCUUCGAAUCCAAUUUUCUGGUCGAAGCCCUCGACCGCAGGCGGAACGCUUCGUGAACAUGUGGAACAUCGCCUGGAGAGAAGAUCACAUCACGAGACCGAAGCCGCCAACUCCCGCUGCGGACGCGUUGCUCUCGCCGGGCGGCACAGUUUUACCAGCGGAACUCCCUUGGGGUCAAGCAGAACCACAGGAGGCCCACAGCGAGCACGUCGUUCCCGAGAACGAGCUACCAGAGGGCCCUUUCCAGAUGACGCUCGGCGAAACCCCCAACAGACCGGAAUACUUCGCGACGCCGGAGCUUGAGGGGUCACAUGUGCCGUGA